UGGCCAGCAGGAGGACCGGAAGAGGCUGGCCGGGCUGCUGGUGUCGGCCCUGGAGCAGGGCUUGCCGCCCUCCCGACGCACCGCCUGGCUGCAGAGCCUGCGCAUCUUGUCCCGCGACCGCAGCUGCCUGGACCGGUUCACCAGCCGCCCGAGCCUGCAGGCCUUGGCCCGCCACGCCGGCAUCUCGACCACUGAGGGGCCUGAUUCUGAGCCCCCGGACAUGGACGUCAUGCUCGAGGCACUCAAGUGUUUGUGCAACCUGGUGCUGAGCAGCCCCACGGCACAGGUCCUGGCUGCCGAGGCCGGCCUGGUGGUGAGGCUAGCCGAGCGGGUGCAGCUGCACAGCCAGCAGGGCGUCCCGCACGAUGUCCGGUUCUUUGACCUGCGGCUCCUCUUCCUGCUCACAGCGCUGUGCCCCGAUGUGCGCCAGCAGCUGUUUCGGGAGCUGCAGGGGGUGCGCCUGCUGACCGCCACUCUGGAGCUGACUUUGGGUUCAGCCCCGGAGGACAGCCCCCUGGAGCCCCUCCCUGGCCAGGAGACAGAGCGGGCCAUGGAGAUCCUCAAAGUACUCUUCAACAUCACCUUCGACUCUGUCAAGAGGGAAGUGGAUGAGGAAGAUGCUGCCCUGUACCGGCACCUGGGCACCCUCCUUCGCCACUGCGUGAUGCUGUCGGCUGCAGGAGACAGGACCGAGCAGCUGCACGGGCACGCGGUGAACCUCCUAGGGAACCUGCCCCCCGAGUGCCUGGACACCCUCACCCCUGAGCCGCACCCUGGCUCCUUGGAGUUCAUGGGCGUGAACAUGGAUGUCAUCCAUGCUCUCCUCGGCUUCCUGGAGCGGCGUUUGGACCAGACUCAUCGGCUGAAAGAGAGCGUGGCCCCUGUGCUGAGUGUGCUGACCGAGUGUGCCCGGGUGCACCGUCCUGCUAGGAAGUUCCUGAAGGCCCAGGUGCUGCCCCCGCUGCGGGAUGUGAGCACGCGCCCUGAGGUCGGGGAGCUACUACGCAACAGGCUGGUCCGCCUCAUGACGCACCUGGACACGGACGUGAAGCGCGUGGCUGCCGAGUUCCUGUUUGUGCUAUGUGCCGAGAGCGUACCCCGAUUCGUCAAGUACACAGGCUACGGGAAUGCUGCCGGCCUCCUGGCUGCACGUGGUCUCAUGGCAGGGAACCAGGCCCCGGGCCAGUACUCAGAGGAUGAGGACACAGACACCGAGGAGUACAAGGAGGCCAGGGCCAGCAUCAACCCAGUGACAGGCCGAGUGGAGGAGAAGCCUCCCAACCCCAUGGAGGGCAUGACGGAGGAGCAGAAGGAGCACGAGGCAGUGAAGCUGGUGAACAUGUUCGACAGACUCUCCAGGCACCGCGUCAUCCAGCCCAUGGGCAUGAGUCCCCGCGGUCACCUCACAUCUCUGCAGGAUGCCAUGUGCCAGACCUUGGAGGGGCAGCUCUCCUCAGAUCCCGACUCGGACCCCGACUGAGGCUCAGCAUUCCUGCCCUUGAGCUGCUGCCUGUGGACGGCCCCCGUCCGCCCAAGGCUGCUCGCGUGUCCUCUGGCUCCGCUUCGUCUCCGUGCUGGCAGGGCUCAUCCUGCACUAACUGGGAGCCCGAGGAAAGUGUCCGCCCCGCAACCUGCGAGGGUGCUGCCCCCCAGGUACGGACAUCGACCCAGACUGAAAUGUCCCUGGGAAGAAUGCCCCUUCUCCGGCCACAAGGACACUGUCUUAGAAUAAAGACUUCAUGAGAACA
Molecule: messenger RNA, 1748 nt
Organism: Echinops telfairi (small Madagascar hedgehog)
Lineage: Eukaryota; Metazoa; Chordata; Mammalia; Afrosoricida; Tenrecidae
Gene: RIC8A
Product: RIC8 guanine nucleotide exchange factor A
Exons: 9
Coding region: 221-1480 (419 amino acids)
Biological process (GO): G protein-coupled receptor signaling pathway
Cellular component (GO): cytoplasm; plasma membrane
Molecular function (GO): G-protein alpha-subunit binding; guanyl-nucleotide exchange factor activity
Source: RefSeq, a predicted model, not a curated record